AUGAAGUAUGCUCUUGAUCUCUUGCAUCAUGCUUCAAUGAUUGAUGCCAAGCCUAUUUCUACACCUUUUGUUGUUGGUCAACAUCUAUUAGUCAAAGGGACGUUAUUCUCCGACCGUACUCUAUUUCGUUCUCUUGUCGGUGCUCUUCAAUACCUGACUAUCACUAGGCCUGAUUUGUCCUUCAGUGUCAAUUCCAUUUGCCAGUUCAUGCAUGCUCCCACUGAGGAUCAUUUUCAUGCUCUCAAACGUAUUUUGCGCUAUGUUAAAGGCAUUGCUCAUCAUGGUCUUCAACUUCAUAAACAGUUCACUCGUGAUCUUCUUGGCUAUUCUGAUGUGGACUGGGUCGUUGAUUCACUGACCAAAGGAGUUACCAAGCUGCAAUUUUUUCUCUUUCGAAGCAAGCUCAGCGUUAUCCCUUCUGCCACGCUCACCUUGCAGGCGGUGAUAAAGGAGAAUCAAAUUCUCCAUGAUACGUGCUGCCUUACUUUUCUGUUAGCAUAA
Molecule: messenger RNA, 501 nt
Organism: Juglans regia (Persian walnut)
Lineage: Eukaryota; Viridiplantae; Streptophyta; Magnoliopsida; Fagales; Juglandaceae
Exons: 2
Coding region: 1-501 (166 amino acids)
Source: RefSeq, a predicted model, not a curated record